CUCCCUAGACCUAACUUCGCAUUCUAAUUAAAGCAUCUUCUACAUUCUUCAUUGCACACUCACUCACUUUAAAUACUUCGCAUCUCAUCUUCAUUUGCUCAGCUUCUGUUUGUAACUGCAAGUGAUCGUCAUGGCUGAGGAGAAGCAGCACAAGGACAACGAGUACGACAACACUGCUGAGGUGGAGGUCAAAGACCGUGGGGUUUUAGAUUUUCUCGGGAAGAAAAAGGAAGAAGAGGCCAUCGUCACUGAGUUCGACAACAAGGUCAAGGUUUCUGAUGAACCUGAGACCAAGCUGCAGGUGGAGCAAGAACCAGAAGAGAAGAAACACACCCUUCUUGAGAAGCUCCACCGAUCCAACAGCAGCUCCAGCUCCUCGAGUGAUGAAGAGGAGGAAGGAGAAGGUGGAGAGAAGAAGAAGAAGAAGAAGAAAAAGGAUAAGAUAGGAGGUGGUGGUCGCAAGGAGCAAGACACCACUGUUCCGAUUGAGAGAGUGGAGGUUGAAGCAGACAGUGAGGAUAAGAAGGGUUUCCUCGACAAGAUUAAGGAGAAGCUGCCAGGUCAGCACAAGAAGGAGGAGGAGGAAGUGCCUGUGCCUCCGACAUCAUCAGAGUGUGAUGCUCCCCACACUGAGGCUCAUGAAGGGGAGAAGAAGGGCCUUUUAGAUAAGAUCAAAGAGAAGCUUCCUGGUUAUCACCCCAAGACAAAUGAGGACAAAGAAAAGGAGAUCGGAACUCAUUGAGCCUCAGAGUAUUGUGUUUUGUAAGAUCAUUGUGGUGUGUUUUACUUUAUUUCAUCGUCAGCUUAUUUGUGUUGUUGGUGCUUCUAGAGAUGUACUUCAUAUGUAUAUUAAAAUAUAUAUGGAGUUUGUCUAUAUUGUUUGAAGAAAAAAGAGAGUAAAAAUGUGUUCAAAGUAAAUGAAUAUUGGAAUUCUGUGCUUUAUUUGGGUAGAGUACUGAAAUCGAUCUAAAAGUUGAAAGUAAAAAUGGUAAUCCCAUUGCCAUUAUAGAUCCUUCGGAGGAUGACAUUCUCGUGUAAUGUAUGUUUUCG
Cajanus cajan (pigeon pea) is the source of this 1050-nucleotide messenger RNA. Its product is annotated as dehydrin COR47. Gene Ontology annotation, cellular component: membrane; cytosol. The record is from RefSeq and is a predicted model, not a curated record. Lineage: Eukaryota; Viridiplantae; Streptophyta; Magnoliopsida; Fabales; Fabaceae. Gene Ontology annotation, biological process: response to abscisic acid; cold acclimation; response to water deprivation.